UGGAGACAGGUGUCUCAAAAAUCCAUGACAGACCGUCUGUCAUUUGUAGGUUCAUAGCACGAGAACCAAUGUUUAUUUAAACGUAUAAUCAACGGUAGAAAAACAGUUACUUAACGUGAAAGCAAACGACAGCAGGUGCAUUUCACGGAGGUUCAAUAAUAACAAUGACGUACCUCAAGUCAUGGGAAGAAUUCGAGAAGGUUGCUGAGAGGUUAUAUCUCCAGGACCCAUUGAAGGCUCGGUACACAAUGAAAUACUGCCAUAACAAAGGUACCUUGUGCCUCAAGCUCACAGACAAUCGUACGUGUUUGCAGUACAAAACAGAGAUCGCGCAAGAUCUGAAAAAGAUGGAAAAAUUCAUAGGCAACCUGAUGCGGCACAUGGCGUCCAAGGACAACUGAUAUUUAUUACUAUAGGAAUAUAUUUUUUAAAUAAUAAAGUUGAAUAAGGAUGAAAC
Messenger RNA from Diprion similis, 457 nucleotides. RefSeq names its product signal recognition particle 9 kDa protein (gene Srp9). Bases 165 to 401 code for a protein of 78 amino acids. Lineage: Eukaryota; Metazoa; Arthropoda; Insecta; Hymenoptera; Diprionidae. Gene Ontology annotation, cellular component: signal recognition particle, endoplasmic reticulum targeting. The record is from RefSeq and is a predicted model, not a curated record. Gene Ontology annotation, molecular function: 7S RNA binding. Gene Ontology annotation, biological process: SRP-dependent cotranslational protein targeting to membrane; negative regulation of translational elongation. The transcript has 3 exons.